This is a messenger RNA of Anneissia japonica, 4102 nucleotides long. RefSeq names its product ATP-dependent RNA helicase A-like. The transcript is spliced from 29 exons. Bases 80 to 3919 code for a protein of 1279 amino acids. Gene Ontology annotation, cellular component: ribonucleoprotein complex; nucleolus; intracellular anatomical structure. Gene Ontology annotation, molecular function: 3'-5' DNA helicase activity; double-stranded RNA binding; ATP binding. Gene Ontology annotation, biological process: regulation of mRNA processing; positive regulation of transcription by RNA polymerase II. NCBI's taxonomy places the organism in Eukaryota, Metazoa, Echinodermata, Crinoidea, Comatulida, Comatulidae. The record is from RefSeq and is a predicted model, not a curated record.
GGAGGAAGAGAUUGGUACACUGCUGCCUCUCCACGGCGUUCUGUUUCUACUGAAUAAUUGAAGUUGCAGUGACAUUCCUAUGGCAGCAGAGGUUAAGAAUUUCUUUUAUCAGUGGUGCUGUAAGCAGAAAGCUGUACCACAGUAUGAUGUACGACCAUCGGGUCCCAAGCAUCGUCAACGCUUCAUGUGUGAAGUACGAGUUGCUGGAUUCAGCUACACAGGUUGUGGGAAUUCAACAACCAAGAAAGAUGCCCAAACCAACGCUGCUAAUGACUUCUUGCAAUACCUAGUACGUACAGGUGUUUUGAAAGAGUCAGAGGUGCCAGCAGUUCAGUUGACAAGCUCUUUAGAUGCCCAAAAUCCAAAUGAUGGUGGUUCAGGGCCAGCAGAACUCCCAGAUGGAGUAGCUGUAGCACCUCAUGUUGCAAUACAGGCUGAGCUAGGUUAUUCAGAAAGUGGAAUGAAAAGCAACCGUCAGAUGGGAUAUGACAUGUCAGCCGGUCCAUCUCAAAUGGGCAGUGGUGCAUCAGGUGGGGUACCUAGUUACCAGAUGGGCUUCUUUGAUAGACAAGGAGAGAAGAGACGACUCGAAGAGUCUGAGAGUAUUGACAUAAAUUCUAGUAUCCAUGGAAACUGGACAUUGGCCAAUGCCAAAUCUCGUCUUCAUCAGUACUUACAAGUAAAUAAGUUACCAGCAGAUUACAAGUACAGCACUGUAGGCCCUGAUCACAAUAGGAGCUUUGUAGCUGAGCUGUCGGUGUUGAUCAAGCCACUCAGGAAAUCGAUUCAUGCUCGAGAAAAUGGUUCAAACAAGAAGACGGCAUCAAUCGCAUGUGCAUUGUCAUUGGUCAGACAACUUUUUCAUCUCAAGCAGAUUGAAGGAUUUACUGGCGAGAAAAAGCCCAAGAAAACUGAAACUCUUGACCCUUACAUUGUACAUAUUGUGCCAGAUGUGGAGGAAAUUUUGGACACUACAUUGAAUGCCCUCAACCUUCAGCCAGUGCAGCAGUCACCGCAGGGGGAACCACAAUCACUGAAGACUGCCCCAAACCAUACUGACUUUGAAAACCCUGAAGGACCCAGGGGCUGCUGGGGUGUAUCUUGGUCUCCCCCUCAGGCUAAUUGGAACCCCUGGUCGAAUUGCAACAUUGAUGAAGGACCACUUGCUUAUAUGACAUUAGACCAAGUGAGUCAAGAUCUUUUAAACAAUGCCAAUAUGCACACUCAGAAACCAGAGUAUAUUCGAAGCAUGGAAGGUCGCGAGUCUCUUCCAAUCUUCAAAGCUCAAAGGAUGAUUUUGGAUGAGAUCCAGCGUAAUAGAGUGGUGAUCAUCAGAGGUGCCACAGGAUGUGGCAAGACCACACAAGUACCUCAGUUCAUUCUUGAUGACUACAUUCGUUCUGGUAAAGGUGCCUUCUGCAACAUUGUUGUCACCCAGCCACGUCGUAUCAGUGCUGUCUCGGUGGCAGAGCGUGUAGCCUCAGAACGUGCUGAGGAACUAGGAUACAGUACAGGCUACUCAGUCAGAUUCGAUUCCAUCAAGCCUAGACCUAUGGGAUCCAUCAUGUUUUUGACAGUUGGUACACUGCUGAGAAAGUUGGAAGCUGGACUGCGUGGUAUUUCCCAUGUCGUCGUUGAUGAAAUUCAUGAGCGUGAUUUAAAUACUGAUUUCUUGUUAGUUGUGUUGCGUGAAAUGUCCAAAGCCAAUCCAGAUCUGCGAAUCAUUCUAAUGUCAGCCACAAUUGACAUCAAGCUUUUUAGCAAUUACUUUGGUGAUUGUCCAGUUCUUGAAGUUCAAGGAAGAGCAUAUUCUGUACAAGAAUAUUUCUUGGAAGAUAUUGUCCAGAUGCUGGGUUUUGUUCCAUCUCAAAAUUCAAGGAAAAAGCGCAAAAAUCAGGAUGAUAGUGAUGACGAAGCCGAGGAUGAUGAAAACAUGAAUAAAACUAUAAAAGGCGAUUACACAGAGAAGACAAAGAUUGCAAUGAGGAUGAUGAGUGAAAAGGAGAUGAACUUUGAACUGAUUGAUACAUUGAUAGGCUACAUUUGUGGACUUGAGAUCAAGGGAGCUAUACUGGUAUUCUUGCCUGGUUGGAACUGGAUCUUUGCCAUAAUGAGACAUCUGCAGGAGAGUCCCAGGUUUGGUGGACCAGGAUUUGUGAUUCUUCCUCUCCAUUCCCAAAUCCCACGGGAAGAGCAGCACCGUGUCUUUGAACCAGUACCAAAUGGUGUUACUAAGAUCGUGUUGUCAACCAAUAUAGCAGAGACCAGUGUCACUAUUAAUGAUGUUGUCUAUGUUAUUGAUGUGUGCAAAGCAAAGAUGAAGUUGUUUACCUCACAUAAUAACAUGACCAACUAUGCUGUAGUGUGGGCCUCAAAGACUAACUUAGAGCAGAGGAAAGGUCGUGCAGGUCGUGUGAGACCUGGAUUUGCUUUCCAUUUGAUUAGCAGAGCUAGAUUUGAUAAACUGGAAGAGCACACAACACCAGAGAUCUUCAGAACUCCUCUGCAUGAGUUGGCAUUGACCAUUAAACUACUCAGAUUAGGUGUGAUCAAGGAAUUUCUUGCCAGUGCCAUUGAACCACCACCUCUAGACUCUGUCAUGGAAGCUGUUGCUGGUCUCAAAGAUAUGCAUGCUCUGGAUGAAACAGAGGAGCUAACGCCAUUGGGACGAGUGCUUGCCAAAAUGCCUAUUGAGCCUCGCAUGGGCAAAAUGAUCAUAAUGGGCUGUAUAAUGAGGCUUGGGGAUGCCAUGUGUCUAGUAGCAGCGGCAAGUUGCUUUACGGAGCCUUUUACAACAAUUGCUGGUAGAGUGGCACCUUUCCACAAACGCUACUGCGGUAUGCGGCAUAGUGAUCACAUUGCAAUGCUCGCAGCGUUCCAGGAAUGGGAGAAUGCUCUCAUGCAAGGUGGAGAGGAUGCUGCUAUAGAGUAUUGUGACAGGAAGAGUCUGCAGAUGACAUCACUGAGAAUGACCUACGAAGCACGGAAUCAAUUGAAGGACAUUCUGUUAAUGGAAGGGUUCCCUGAAGAAUGCAUGAUGUCCGAGAAUUUCAACUACUCUGGUACAGACAACUGCCUAGAUGUUGUGGUGUCACUGAUUAUCAUGGCUCUCUACCCCAAUGUAUGUUAUCACAAAGAGAAAAGAAGGCUACUGACAACUGAAAAUAAGUCAGCACUCAUCCAUAAGUCCUCAGUCAAUUUCAGCAAAAUGGACCAAUCUUUUCCCAUUCCGUUCUUUAUAUUUGGAGAGAAGAUAAGAACCAGGGCAGUGUCUGCCAAAACAAUGACGAUGGUGACACCUCUUCAGCUGUUGAUGUUUGGGGCCCGUGAAGUGGAAAGUAACGGCACUAUUGUCAAGUUAGAUGAUUGGGUUCAGCUUCAAAUACCCUUCAGUCAGGCAGCCAAGGUAGUUGCUCUCCAUCCAGCAAUAGAAUCGCUACUAUUCCGCAUCUCUGGUAAUCCUGAGGAAAUAUUAACGCCAACCCCUGUAGAUGAAUUGCUCAUCAAUGUGAUGCGAGCAAUAUCGGGGUACAAUGCUGGAAUGUUCAGGAGCGGUGAGAAGAGUACAGAUCAGCCUCGACGUGAUUCUGGAGGCCCUCCUCAACAACGGCCACGCUUCUCAUCACCACCAGGUUAUGAGUCAAGAGGCAGAGGCUUCGGUGGAAGAGGCAACUUCCGAGGUGGCAGAGGUGCAAGAGGUGGUGGAGACUUUGGCAUUGGGGGCGGAAACUUCAACAGAGAAGGCAAUGGGGGAGGUUUUGGAGGUAGAGGUGGUUUUCGUGGGGCUGGUGGAUAUAGAGGAGGAGGAAGAGGCGGAGGUGGAGGUGGCUUUAGAGGCGGACCAGGUGGUGGGGGUAAUUUCCAAGGCUUUCCAGGUUUCCGAGGUGGAAGAAGAGGUGGAUUCAGAGGAGGCUAUUGAACCACAUCGUACAUCCUCACUUGAUGAACUUAAGAACCUUGGUUUGAAAUUGAAAUGCACUUUGUUAAAUUGUGUACUUGUCUUUACAAGAUGGCAAAUGAUAGGGAAUAGUAUUUUAAACCCCAAUACUGUGUUCAUAGUUUGUUGCCCUUUUACUUUUUAUUAUAUUUCAAGCAUUUUUAA